Messenger RNA from Phaeodactylum tricornutum CCAP 1055/1, 1098 nucleotides. RefSeq lists its product with no specific name. NCBI's taxonomy places the organism in Eukaryota, Bacillariophyta, Bacillariophyceae, Surirellales, Neidiaceae. The coding region runs from base 1 to 1098 and encodes 365 amino acids. Gene Ontology annotation, molecular function: protein kinase activity; ATP binding. Gene Ontology annotation, biological process: protein phosphorylation. The transcript is spliced from 5 exons. The record is from RefSeq and is a predicted model, not a curated record.
AUGCCAAGCCAGCGGAGACAUCUUCGUCCGGACUACGGGGACGUUGAAUACGUUUCAACUGGUGGUGAAGUCCGAGAAAUAAAGACAUACUCAUACCUUAACAACUUGUUGGCUAUCGAAAAAGAAAAUUUUGAUGAAACGCCUAGCCGAAACUGCAAGUGGGCAGGUUGUCCGGAUUAUCGACCUUUAAAUUGCAACAGCUUUCACGAGCUUGGGCUCAACAACGAGAACUUAUCUCACCGGUCGAACUUGCUAGGUGAAGGUGCGUAUCGAGCGGCAUACAGCUUAAACCUGCACAUUGGCAACUUGACAGAAACAGUUGUCUUCAAGGAAUUCAGUGAGGAUCUCAGCGACAAGUAUCUUGAAUAUGUUCGGAUGGAAGCAUACGUCAUGAGCCGUUUGGCGUCUAGUCAAUACAUAGUCGAUAUGUACGCUUUCUGCCACCUUUCAGUGCUCGUGGAAAAUUUCCCGCGAGGUGACAUGAAAGAAAAAGCCGCUCCCUUUCUGAAGCGAAAGAACGUCACUCUAUAUGACACAGUCGAUGUCAAUCCACUAAAUAAGUUUACUUUGACUCAAAAAGUAAAGUAUGCUCUGGACAUGGCAAGAGGUAUAGAAGCUAUGCACUCGAUUGACCUAAUCCACGACGAUUUGAAGCUUGCACAGUUUCUUUUGGGGAAUAACGAUCAUAUCAAGCUCAAUGAUUUUAGUAGAACUAAAGAACGAGUGUGGGAUCCGCUUUUGAAGCGCUUCAAAGUGUACCGGAACAGUGGCAGACAUGGCGAUUGUCGGUCGCCUGAAGAGUACGCCGAAAAAGAGCUGACGGAAAAGAUUGAUAUCUUCUCGCUUGGAUCAAUAAUGUUUAGUUUAUUAACUGGUCUCAUUCCGUUUGACGAGAUAACCGACGAGGAAGAGAUGAUGGAUAAAUUCAUGGCAGGCAAACUACCUUUCAUUGAUCCGCGGUAUAAAAAGCGUGAUUCAAUUGAACGGAAGUUUGUCGAAGUCAUGGAGGAUUGUUGGAAGUUUAAACCAGAGGACCGGCCUACAGCCGUCGAAGUUGCUCGACGACUAGAAGAACUGGUCAUGGAAGAAUCUAUAUAG